This is a messenger RNA of Anopheles moucheti, 9831 nucleotides long. RefSeq lists its product as uncharacterized. The transcript has 12 exons. The record is from RefSeq and is a predicted model, not a curated record. Gene Ontology annotation, biological process: neuron projection development; actin filament organization; calcium-mediated signaling. Lineage: Eukaryota; Metazoa; Arthropoda; Insecta; Diptera; Culicidae. Gene Ontology annotation, molecular function: actin filament binding. The coding region runs from base 280 to 6366 and encodes 2028 amino acids. Gene Ontology annotation, cellular component: actin cytoskeleton; postsynaptic density; cytoplasm.
GAUAGCAGACCGCAUAAGCGCAUAAGACAGCGGAGAUCACCGCAUACAUGUACGCUUCGAUAGAACACGGGCCGCUACAUUAUCUUUCGUAAGGUAGUGACAAGCUUGAAUGGAGAAACACAAGUAAAACAGUGCGUACUUACGUGUGUGUCUCUGUGUCUGUGUGAAGUACUAGCAAAGGGACAGAAUCCGGCAUUAUACCGGAGAACGAACGGAGAAGCAGUAGAAGCUGUCUCUGCUGAUUUAUUUCCUGCGAGAAUUGCAACGGUAACAUUCAAGAUGGAGAAAUCUACGGCCACCGCUCAUCCGGCAUCGGCCGCCGGGCCUAAGGUGUCACAGAUAGCAAACCUAUUCCAGCGCAAACCCGUCGAACUGACGCAGGAGAUACAAACGCGCGGUGACAGACCACCUACCGACAGUACUGCCGCAACUCACUCCCCAACGGCGACAGUCGUGCGGACAGAAUCGCACGCCGCACGUUUCAACAACGCUCGCGCCCUGUUCGAGAAGCUCGGUGAGGGGCGCGUUAAUCGCCCUCCGCCCUUCAGUAUUAAAAUGUCACAUUCCAGCAGCAAGGAGGACAAUCUGUCCGAUAUCGGUUCCGGACCGGACCGAUCACCGUCGCCAAAGAGAAAGCAACUGCACGGCCAGCAGCAGCAACCCCCGUCAGCGAUCAGCAACGGCAUUGGCAAGCUGGACUCGAAUCGCAUCCUCAACCAAUCGCGGCUAAAGUCGGAAAAGCCAGAAAAGCCGGAAAAACCAGAACGGAAGUUUAAUUCCCGUGAGCUGAUCGAAAAGCAAAAGAACUGGACGUCACACUUCUCGAAGACGCGCACCACAAAGGGUGGCGGUGGGAGUGAAUUCAAUCGGUGUGACAUCAUCCGGACGGUGCCGGGUACGGGGAUCAUUGCUGGGGCCGGAUCGAACACGGUUACCACUGCGGCAGCAGCCGCGGCUGGUUCCGGGCCAACCACAAACGGAAACUAUUCAGCCAUUCCAAAUGGAAGUUCGAAGGAGCAGCUCCCGUUCGUUGCGGAACGGAACGGACCUGCUCUUAACCAUGGGCAUGCGCCCUUAAUUAGCAGCCACCAUCGGCUACCAUCUCCUAGUGAACCUCCACCGAGCCCACCAAAGCGCCAGACGCCUCCGCCGCCACCACCGGAGAAAGGGCCACGGACGGCUAAUUUAAGACAGAACUCAUUCCCGAGCCCAACAAAGACACCGCCAGCGGUUCCACCGCACGCCACCGAUCCAAGCUCCCUUAGCCCAACCAAGCUGAGCCCGGAGAAGCUAAAACCGCCACCGCGACAGGCAGAACCACCGCCGGUAAAUGCAACCCCGCACGCUAACUUGCCCCCGAUUGCACCUGUGCGUAGUAGCACCACGGUGCUAACCACGGUAAAUCACCACCAACAACAGCAGCAAACUGUCGGUGGCACCAGUAUCGAACAACAGGUGCCACCACCUCCGCCGGAGAAAGCAGUCCGGAAGAAAUCGCUCGAGGGCAAUCUGGACGAACGGCAGCCGGGGCUACCGGUGGGUAAUGGAGGUAGUGGUGCUGCAAAUUUCAAGUAUCCCGAACUUGGAGCCCUUGCCCGAAGGCAAUCGUCCGAGAAGGAUACCGGAUCGGGUGGUCUAACGUCACCCGCACAUGCCAUCAGCUCUUCGCCCAGCCCGGGUGCGAGUGCAUCAUCCGGCCCUUCUUCGCCGAUUCACACCGAGGACGAAAAGCAGGAGAAUGAAUCGACGGAAAAGUUGAUGAAGGUUGGCAGCAGUGAGCGGGAAGAUUCACGCGCCGAAGACUCACCUCUGGCGAACGACACGAAAACGGUAGAGGAACUAAAUGGAAAAUCCUCACGAACAGACGAUGAACAUUCCGGUGAGCAACAGCAACAGCAACAGCAUGGCGGUGUUACACGCCGCACGAAGGUGUCGAGCAUUUGUUUUGACGUUCCAGCCGCUGGGCUUGGUAACCGUCCGCCGAGUAUCAUCAGUAGCUCAACCACCACGGACGAAGGUGGCUUCAACGAACCGUCGCCCGAAAUCAAAGCCAAACUUAAACCGGCCUAUGAGUUUGAUCUCCCAUUGCCCGCGUCCCCGCCACGUAAGCUUCCGAUCGGCGAGGAUCGCUCGCCAGUCGGUAGUCCAGCGGAAGCGAAACUGACGUACGCCGAUUUGGGCUAUCGGGUUCGACCGGACGGUACGGAAUGUGAUGAAAUCUACGGCGAGGUGGAUGUGUAUCGAAGUGCCAACGCAAACAGCAGUAUUAACGGAAAGCCACAACCGGGCGGCGUUCCCAGCAAAGUGACGGCCCAUAACCGAUCUCAACCUUCCGGAGCGAGCGGUAACAGUAUGCUGAAUGGGCAAGGUAGUACGCAGUUGGCCGAACCGCAGGUGGCUGGUGUCCCAUCGGCCAUUACCAAUGGUCGCACCACGUCGACCGAUCGUGUACUUUACGCAUCCAUCCUACCGUCCUCGAUCGGUGACAACAGCUCCACAACUACGACCGCCACCGAUAGUGAGCUGGCGUUUAUGGAUGGUGAACGCGACGAGGCCAAAAUCCUGGACUUUGACGAGCUAAGCGAGAUGGGUGAGAAGGGUUACCAUAGCGCGCAGAUACUGCUCGAUCCGACACGAACCACGCUCAGUGAGAUGGAGGAUGAUUACAGUACGAAAACGUUACCCGAUCCACCGUCCCUUGCCUCGAUGAGACCACCUCCGAUUCCGGAAGGGCCACCGCUGGAUCUGCAAGACACGCUGAAGUUCGCGGAUGCUAGCGAUAAUGAACAGGACAGCCUGCUACCUGACGAGAUGACGGCGGAUGAAGCUGAGCGACUGCUAAGCUCCAGAAUAUUGGAGAACAAGAUCAGACAACGACCGCUGCUCUCAGAUGAACAGGCACGAGAAGUGGAGCAAAUUCUCCUCAAUAAUCAAGCCAAAGCGGAAACGGAAGAACCAACCGCACGGGUAGUGGCAAGUACCCGCCAACAGGUACCGUCCGUCCCGGAGCGUGAACCUACAAAUGGGUUGGCCGCCAAACCUCCACAUCAAUCGCAGCUUCCAUCGGUACCGGUAUCGCAAAAGCAGGCCCCAACGAGUGCCACCGCGGACGAGCCUGAUUGGUUGAAGGAUGUUCUCGAGGCACCGAGGAAUGUAACCUCCUCAACGUCUACGGUGGGAUCUUCGAUGCGUGAUAAACCUCCGCCACCACCACCACCAACCAGCGCUAGCAGAAACAAUUCCACCACUAGUCAGCCGGAGGAUGGGAGCAUCGGCAACAACACGACCUGCGAUUUGCUUAACCAAACCAUUCUCGAUUCCUCGUCCAUCCUUGCCGAUUCGUACGUCGAUACUGGUGAUUCGAUACCGAGCGUUACAACCACCACCUCGGACAGUAUCAAUCUGAGCAAGCAGGAGGAAUCUGCGGGUGAAACGGGUGUAAUAGAAGACGAUGGGGAGGCAACACAAGAGGACGAAGGUCAGGAUGACGAGAAGGAUCGUCAAGGAGCGGUACACCGACAGCAUGUAAUCGGUGUUGAGGCUGUCAGUGAGGCAGACGUUUCCGCCGACGAUGAGUCGAACAAUUCGGCCGGGUUCUACAUUCCCGAGUAUCCGCCCAUACGCUGCAAGGAGGUGUACGUUAAUCCGGACGGGGUGCAUUUCUUUGAGGAUGGUAACUUCUGGAUGGAGGUACCGGGACUGAUAGAGGCGGAACGUGAGCACGAUGAUGAUGAUCUGCGUGGGUACGUGAAAAAGAACACAAAGGUGAAAUUCAGCUCCAACCCGAUGCAGGUGUUUUCAACGUUCUCGGUGAAUGAUUACGAUCGACGGAAUGAGGACGUCGAUCCGGUGGCUGCUUCGGCAGAGUAUGAGCUGGAGAAGCGUGUCGAAAAGAUGGACGUCUUCCCGGUGGAACUGAUGAAGGGACCUGAGGGUUUGGGAUUGAGCAUAAUAGGUAUGGGUGUCGGAGCGGACGCUGGCUUGGAGAAGUUGGGUAUCUUUGUUAAGACCAUUACGGAUAAUGGUGCAGCAGCGCGUGAUGGAAGAAUACAGGUGAACGAUCAAAUAAUUGAAGUCGAUGGUAAAAGUCUAGUCGGUGUAACGCAAGCGUACGCAGCGUCCGUUCUGCGUAACACUUCCGGGUUGGUACGGUUCCAAAUUGGACGCGAGCGAGAUCCAGAAAAUUCGGAAGUGGCCCAGCUUAUCCGCCAAAGCUUGCAGGCAGACCGCGAGAAGGAGGAACGCGUUAAACGACAGCUGGAGGAUUAUAUCCGUCGAAAUGCAGAAAUCUCCGAAGAUAGUACAUUACCGGUAUCGGCAAACUCCAGCGUAUCGGAAGGUCCGGUCAGUCCGACGACGAAUGCAGCCGAAUCACUGUUCGAAACUGAAGCUGCAAGAAGCAGUGACGUUGAGUCGUUGCGCCGGAUCCUACAGGAGAACCUUAAAACCAUUGCACUGCAUGAGGGCGACAUUCUGAACCUGAAGCAACAGCUCAUUAAAUAUCAGCAGACUUGCAACGAGGCUGAGCUGCUGAAUGAGCGCGUUAAGCAAACGGAGCGUGAACUGGCCAACAUUAAAAAGGAAGCCAACAACUAUCAGAACAUGUUGCAGCAAUCGCAGGCACAGUAUUUGGUGCUGGAAAAGAAGUACAGUCGGGUUAAGAAAAUACUGCGCGACUAUCAGCACCGGGAAAGGGAUAUGAUUCAGUUCCAGGAGUAUUACUUGCAACAUCUGCAAGAGAAAGACACCGAGUACAAUGCGCUGGUGAAGAAGCUAAAGGAUCGCGUCAUCAGCCUUGAGCAAGAGUUGCAAGAAACGCAGCGAAAAGCCGGCUUCCCGGUGAUACUGCCGUACGACAGUGCCAGUCUGAAGCUGACGCCUCAGAUGUCCCGCCGCCAACCGCCCAAACCCGUCUUCCAGAAGCUGGAAACGGAUCUUUCCGAUACCGAGUUCAGCGAUCUUUCACCGGACGGUGAAGGCGAGGACGGUAAAACGGCAACUGUCGAGCGCAAGGUGCCUCCGUCAGCCAAGGACGACGAUCUAGACGUUGCCGUGCCACAGCAUGAGUUGUUAGAUAACUCACUGAACAAGGGGAAAAGCGAUUUGGUUGCGAGAGGUGGAUUAGCGAAGCGUAAUCUGCCGGGUAAACGGAGUCACAGUAAUAGCGGUUCGGAUUGUGCCCUGGAUGAAAGCGACGAGGAGGGUCAUAUGACGAGAAGUACAACCGGUACGGAAGGUUCGCACGAGUACAGUGGGCUGUACAGUACGCCGCAGAUCGUGAAUCGUAAGGUGGCCACACUGAAGGGAGAAGACUCCGGUCCGCCAGUGUAUGCCCAGGUGAACAAAGAUCGUAGCUCCGCGGGUGGGCACACAGAUCAACAGCAGCACACGACGAUACCGAACAUUUACCGUACCGCUGUUGGGUCGGAUAAUGGGAAGCUAAACUCGAGCUACGGUUCGGAUCUGAAUGCAUCUUCGUACGAUAGCGAUCUCGGUUCGUCGACGGAUAAGCUGAAGGAUAGUGGACUAUCGAGCGAUAGCUGGAUGUACCCAAGCCGGCGGCCGAAGGGCCUGAAAGGCAUUACACCGCCACUGUUAGCGGAGCAACUGAAGGAGCGGCUGGCGGAACGCGAAGGUCGCCGUGGUUCCGGUGGUGGGUUGAUCGAUGACGGGUCGUCGCGCGACUCUAGCGACGAUUAUUCCGAGAUCAACCAACAGCAAAGACACAUCAGUCCGGCAGCAUCGCUGUCGCAAAAUUUGCUGGUGGAAAUCAAGAAAGCUGUCAACGAAGCACAACCGAAAGUGAAAAACAUACUUCCACAAAAUUUAUCUCCUCCAGGCGGAAAUGGUCCAUGGCAGCAGCAGCCACAGCAGGGACAAUCCACCAGCGGUGGCCCGGCGGCAGGAUCGCAGGGCCCUCCAUCACCGUCGAGCGUCUCGAGCGGAUCGACCUCACCCGGCGCCUACUCGCCGAGCCGUACGCUUGACCUUUCUGGUUCAACGUCUAGCUUCUCAAGCGAUCGCAUCCGUGAUACACACCAGUGGAAAAACGGUCCCGUCGAAGAGUGGUCAAAUGAACAGGUAUGCCAAUGGUUGCUCGGCAUCGGUCUUGAUCAUCAUAUACCGGCCUUCAUGCAGCACUCGGUCGAGGGUGGCGCACUGCUACAGCUCGACAAACCAGACUUUAAGAUAUUAAACGUGGGCGGAGACGACAAGAAGCUACUGAAGCGCAACAUUAAGGAACUGCGCCGACUGAACGAAAAGGAACGCAAACAGAACGAAAAGGAGCGACGUGAACGCGAAAAACUGUUCAAAAAAGCAGAAAAGAAGGCCGAAAAGGAGCAGAAGAAGCGAUACCAAAAGUAAGGGGUCGCGUGCGGACAUUCGGAAAAUGAUAUGCAUUUAGAAGUGAACUCGUUUUAUGAGAUAAGGUAAGGUACGGAACAGGGGGAAUGGUUACGAAACGCGCCUUUUGCACUCAUUUCCAUCGGUAUAUUCGGCCUGGAGAGCAGGACGAACAACAGCAGUGUGUGCUCUAGAGUGUUAGUGGGGCGUGUAACUGCUGCAUGACAAAACAGAGACAUUUGCGAGGAAACGCUAUGCAGGAUAGUUGUUCACAUUCAUUUGCCCCUUUGGGGUUGUGUUUUUCCUGCACGCACCACUAAUAACCGAAAAGGGAACUUAUUUUUUCGUCUGAAAAAAUGUAUUUAGUUAAUUGUAAUAGUUACUGUGUUUAGUUUUUUGUGAAUAUUAUACUAAUGCGGGAUGACGAGUUACCGCGACGAGGGUAUUAGUGUACCUUCCACGGUAACGCAAUGGAGGCGUUACUUUUUAGUUAGCUUUUGUUUGCUGUGUUUAAGAUGUGUGCAGUUUUUUUUGUUUAAGUUUUCGUUUUAAUUAUACUACGCAUUGUGCGUUCGCGUGUGUUGGCUAUAAUUUAUUUAUUUAAAUUGAUAUUGCAUACUACAGCGAUUCCCGUGUUACUGUGCGGGAACCUAUACUCCGUGUAAAGACUCGCAUGCUAAGCAAGAGGUUCUAGAAAAAAUAAAAUUUAACCAUGGUAGCUAUGAUCAAAAAUAUCUUUAAAGUAAAGCAAUUUACUGCAGAAAACAACUUCUACGCUGUUCUGGGGCCUGUUGUUUUGGUACUCAGCGUGCAACGGAAAGCCAACCGUAGCCAGCCGCAUUACAUUCGUCUUUGUACUGGGAGCUGAUAGAUCCGGAUAGAAAAGCAACAAAACGAUAUAGGAAAGAAGCUACACCUUCCUGCCGUUCUGCCGUUAAACAGGAUGAAAGUGCACUAUUAAGCUUAGUUGAGUAGUGAUUGGUGGUGAACUUCGUAUGAUAAUUUAUUAAUUAAGAUACGCAGGCAGAAUGGCGCCACAGGUACACAAAUGUAACAAUUGUAUGAUGUAAUCAUUAUCGAUAGAAGAAAACAACUCCAAAACGAGAAACACAUGCGUGCGUGGCUGGUUAAUUUUGGUUGAUCGAUCGGCGCGGGAGCGCAUGUGUGAGUGAGUGUGUGUCAUAAGAAUUAAUCGGCCCCAAUAUAUAUACAUAUAUAAAUGGUGGACACGUUGUGCAGCACCGAUUUAAACCAAACCGUGCACAUCACUCCAAUCUCGUAUCCUUUCCCUCCUUCCGCAAGGAAAUGCACCUUCUAUCAUCGUUGUAGUGAAUUAGAUUAGGCGGAAAUGAAACGACAAGAAAUAAAUUGUAGUAAAAAUGAUACUUUUAUAUGCAACACCAUUUGCAUACGUACAGGAGACACAUACACAAGUAUAACACACAUAAGUAUCGAGUAGAUGGUUCGUUCGUGUACAACAACUCGGAGCCGCAGCAAACAUAAAGCGAACGAGAGGAAGGAUCACACAAUAAAUUGUGACAGUCGAACAGGUUUAUCGUUUCUCGUAUUUGUUUUUCUUUACUUCAAUAUUGUUUUUCAUAAUUGUGUUAUAUCACUUUUCAUUGUUAUAUAUUUUGUUUUAAAAAUUGUCAAGCGCUUCUUUUCUUUCUGUUCUGUUAAAUGUUCUGCUGUCGCAGCCUGUUUGUUGGAAACGUUUCUUUUGACAUCACCGAUGCCAAAUUGCGCAAUGGGAGCCAAUGGGAAGAAUUUUACGAGCUGAUAGCGUGUAUACGGUAUCCCGUAGGUUGCCAUAUGGUGAAGGGGCCCGCCCUAUCGAAUCGCGCCGCCGAGCUACCCAUUAACCUUUCGACAUAUUGUUUCGGUCAUAUGUGGCGUGGCGUUUUUCAGUUUUUUUUAUGUGUGUAUUUUUUUUUCGUGUUAGCCGAUGAAAAGAAAACCUUACAGAGAUGUAAUUGUUGGGCAUCUGACCCUAGGGACCGUUCACCAUCCCAUGCCGUCUGGUGGUGUGCUAACGAAUCAGCUUUGACCUACGGUCGAUGUCGAUCGUCUGUGAGAGGCAAACGAUUAGAAAAUUAUCUGUUGCUUGUAAAACCGCACAGCAAAGAAUCCCGCCAUCAUGGAUGAUGGGGUGGCAGUUAUGACAUGCAUUGUUCGUACGCCGAACGGGAGGAAUUCUGAGGCACCGGAACGGCCUUAGCAUAAUUUUGCCGCUAGUGUCCAGUGGAUUUAUUUUGCGUAUCAACAAUUAGAAUGACGGACAAGCUUGAUGUUUGGCAUGAGUCGAGGCAGCUCCAUUUCAAACAUGGUUGACAUGUUUGGAAUACAAUGUUCAACGAAUGAACCCGUUUAGUUUUGUCCGAUAAUCAAGCACACGCCCGACGGUGACGAAACACGUUCAACAACAUUCACUUAGAGGAAAAAGGAAAUAAAGUAAGGCCCAAACUUAAAGAAAGAAAAUGCUGAUAAAAUGUAGAUCUAAACAUCCACCACCGCCAAAUGACAAAAUCAACUGAUGAUAACUACCAGAAACCAAACACAACACAGGCACAAAACACUCGUCGGACGACAGGGAUAGUAACUAAAUGAGGCGACCGGAAGAAUCGAUACAACUAUUCAACGGUAAACGUGAGAAGAAACCUGAAAACAAACCCCCUCCUCAAACACAGUUGUCCAAUUUUUGUAUUAACCUUUUGAACACACUUUUGCUCCACAGUAACGGUAACGGUAGUAGUGUCCCUGCAACACGUUGUAUGAGAAUCACCCAGUUUGUUUGAUGAAUGAAUGCUAAACGAAAAUGGACGGAAUUCUUAUCCCAGAACCAAUAUCUACACAAAAAGUGCUCAUUUGAUAUUUUAGUGAAUUUAAGCAAAAUAUGCUGCAAAGGGAGAAACAAACGGAUCAAUGGAACAAAACAAAAGAGAAGAAAAAAAACCACUCAAAUCAGAAUCGGAGAUCUCUUUAAAAAAGUAAACCUUUUAAGAAUAAAAAAAAACAAGCAAACACACAUUUUUACCCUUUUCUUACUUCAAUUCUACUACCAUAAUGCUAUCUAGAAGGAAAAGUUAAAAUUUAUCAUACAAACGCGAAAUAUAAAAACAUAAAGAACAAACCAUUACAGACACUAGAGUAACUAGAAAUGCCUAACAUCGUCAACUGAUUGCUGAUUGUAACAAUUUCUUCCACCAGUUGCAGAGAGCCUAGAAAAGCACCAAGCCAUGAAAACAAAACAAAUGAUUACUGAAAUGAAUGUUUGUAUACAGUAAAAGAUGAAGUUCGAAUCGAAUAUAAAUGAAUGAAAGGAAGAAAGGAAGUACAACGUUGCUCAAUCGAUUAAACAGUUGGCAAAUGGGUGAAAGUGAUUGAGUUGAAAAAGAAAGCGAACUAAUGUGGCAACAGGCUCGUUAAGCUGGAAAAAGCAAACAUGAAACAUAAGUAUUAAUCUGGACAAAAGAAGAUAUAAAUGAG